Colletotrichum gloeosporioides is the source of this 549-nucleotide messenger RNA. RefSeq lists its product as uncharacterized. The record is from RefSeq and is a predicted model, not a curated record. NCBI's taxonomy places the organism in Eukaryota, Fungi, Ascomycota, Sordariomycetes, Glomerellales, Glomerellaceae. The transcript is spliced from 2 exons. The annotation marks the transcript as partial.
GUCUUGCCUGCCACUGACGUGAAGCACAGGACGGGACGCUGGACGCUGGACGCUGGAGCUCCCGCAGAGUUCAAACCCAGCAUCCAUGCGGCUAGUUAUGCCCGCUGCAAGUGGGCUAGCCUGCCUGCCUCUGCCUCUUCGCGAGAGACCGCUCUCGGCGGCCACCUCGAGCAAGACAUCAGUGAGCCAGGACUCGUCCCGUCUUCGUGUCUCGAGCUCGUCUGCCUUUGCCUUGCCUGCGGACGGGCUGAAGGCGCCGAGGUGCUGACGGUACCGUGCCUCACCUCCUUCAGAAAACACAGACGCUGGAAUGAAGACCGUGCCGGCCCGGAUGCUGGAUUAAAUCCACACUCCCCUCGUCCUUUUUCCCAUCCGUUCCAGGUUUCGACCGCCGGCCCAUCAACCCAGAACCGACUUGCUAUUGCAUCGUCAUUCAUCCCUUCUGUGCUGCCCAUCUCACAGCCCCAGGCCGAGGGUCCAUCAACUUCUGCCGCUUUGCCCCCAAAAGGAGAAGAGGCCCCCAUCCAUCCGUCCAUCAUCAACUCUUGA